Pterocles gutturalis (yellow-throated sandgrouse) is the source of this 1938-nucleotide messenger RNA. RefSeq names its product keratin, type II cytoskeletal 5-like. Bases 1 to 1938 code for a protein of 645 amino acids. Gene Ontology annotation, molecular function: structural constituent of skin epidermis. The transcript has 10 exons. The record is from RefSeq and is a predicted model, not a curated record. Gene Ontology annotation, cellular component: keratin filament. Gene Ontology annotation, biological process: intermediate filament organization; keratinization. NCBI's taxonomy places the organism in Eukaryota, Metazoa, Chordata, Aves, Pterocliformes, Pteroclidae.
AUGAACCGGCAAAUGUACAGCAUGAGAGCGGGAGGUGGGGGCAGAUCCUACAGCACUGCCUCAGCUAUUAUCCCGAGUGGCAACAGGGCUGGCUUCAGUUCGAUAUCCGCGGCACGAUCUGGAGGAAGUGGAGGUGGUGUUGGAAGGCUCAUUGGAGGAGGUGGUGGCGGUGGUUUUGGCAGCAGGAGCCUCUACAAUCUUGGUGGUAGCAAGAGGAUAUCCAUCGGUGUCGGAAGCAGCUACCGAGCUGCUUUUGGGAGUGGAGCUGGAGGUGGCUCUGGCCUGGGAGGUGGUGGCGGCUAUGGACUUGGUGGUGGUGGAGCUGGUGGCAGUCUCGGACUUGGUCUCGGUGGUGGAGGUGGUGGCUAUGGCCUUGGUGGAGGUGCUGGUGGGCUUGGCUUUGGUGGUGGACAGGGAGGUGGUGGAGGGUUUGGCUUUGGUGGAGUAGGGGGCCUGGGAGGAUUCAGCGGAGGGCUGGGUGCUGGCAGGAACCCAGCGGGAUUUGGUGGUGUCCCACCUGGAGCUGGUACAAUCCAAGAAGUGACUGUCAACCAGAGCCUCCUGGCACCGCUGAACCUGGAGAUAGAUCCAAACAUCCAUCAGGUGCGAAAAGAUGAGAAGGAGCAAAUCAAGACCCUCAACAACAAGUUUGCUUCUUUCAUUGACAAGGUUCGCUUCCUGGAGCAGCAGAACAAAGUUCUUGAGACCAAAUGGACCCUCCUGCAGGAGCAGGGCCAAAAAAACAACUCAGGCAAAAGUAACCUGGACCCACUGUUUGAGGCUUACAUCAACAACUUGAAACGGCAGCUGGCCAACCUGCUCAACGAGAGAGGACGCAUGGACGGGGAGCUGAAGAACAUGCAAGACAUCGUUGAGGACUUCAAGAACAAAUAUGAAGAGGAAAUCAACCGACGCACAGCAGCAGAGAAUGAGUUCGUGAUGCUAAAGAAGGAUGUGGAUGCUGCUUACAUGAAUAAGGUGGAGCUGGAGGCGAAGGUGGACGCCCUGACCGAUGAACUCAGUUUCCUCCGAGCCCUCUACGAUGCGGAGCUGGCUCAGCUCAGCGCACAAGUGUCCGACACCGCUGUCAUUCUGUCGAUGGACAACAACCGGGACCUGGACCUCAGCAGCAUCAUAGCCGAAGUCAAAGCUCAGUAUGAAGACAUCGCUAACAGAAGCCGGGCAGAGGCAGAGGCUUGGUACCAAACCAAGUUUGAAGAGCUGCAGGCCACAGCUGGGAAGCACGGCGACGACCUGCGCAACACAAAGGGGGAAAUCUCCGAGCUCAACCGGCUGAUCCAGAGGAUCCGGUCAGAGAUCGAGAACAUGAGGAACCAGUGUGCGACGCUGCAGACAGCCAUCGGAGAUGCUGAGGAGCGUGGGGAGCUGGCCCUCAAAGACGCCAAGGCAAAGAUGAUUGACCUGGAAGAUGCCCUUCAGAAAGCCAAAGCUGACAUGGCCCGGCAGCUCCGCGAGUAUCAGGAGCUGAUGAACAUCAAGCUGGCCCUGGACAUCGAGAUCGCAACCUACCGCAAGCUGCUGGAGGGCGAGGAGAGCAGGCUGAGCGGAGAGGGACUCAACCCCAUCAGCUACUCUGUCAUCAGCUCCAGCUCUGGCGUGGCUGGAGGCAGUGGAAGUGGCUUCGGUCUUGGAGGAGGUGGCGGUGGUGGAGGCUACAGCUUUGGGAGUGGAGGAGGACUUGGACUUGGGGGUGGUGGUGGUCUCGGAGGUGGAUUUGGAGGAGGCAGCGGCCUCAGCAUUGGAAGUGCUCUUGGCUACGGAGGAGGUGGCGGCAGCGGUCUGAGCACCAGUGGAGGAAAUUUCAGCUCUGGAAGUGCAAAAGGCACCAACCCAGGUGUGAAAAUUGUCUCCAAAACCUCCUCCAGCAAAAAAAGCAUAAAAAGCCAAAGCCUGAAGAAUGCUACACAGCCCGAGUAA